CCGUGUGUUUCUAAAAUGGCGGCAGUGAUGGAUGUGGGUACCCUGAGCGGCACCAACGGCGGCGUUGGCAAGAAGCACUUUGAAGUGAAAAAGUGGAAUGCAGUAGCCCUCUGGGCUUGGGAUAUUGUGGUUGAUAACUGUGCCAUCUGCAGGAACCACAUUAUGGAUCUCUGCAUAGAAUGUCAAGCUAACCAGGCACCUGCCACAUCGGAAGACUAUACCGUUGCCUGGGGAGUCUGUAACCAUGCUUUUCAUUUCCACUGCAUCUCUCGCUGGCUCAAAACAUGGCAGGUGUGUCCACUGGACAACAGAGAGUGGGAAUUCCAAAAGUAUGGGCAUUAG
Molecule: messenger RNA, 342 nt
Organism: Echinops telfairi (small Madagascar hedgehog)
Lineage: Eukaryota; Metazoa; Chordata; Mammalia; Afrosoricida; Tenrecidae
Product: E3 ubiquitin-protein ligase RBX1-like
Exons: 1
Coding region: 16-342 (108 amino acids)
Biological process (GO): ubiquitin-dependent protein catabolic process; protein ubiquitination
Cellular component (GO): cullin-RING ubiquitin ligase complex; nucleus
Molecular function (GO): cullin family protein binding; zinc ion binding; ubiquitin protein ligase activity
Source: RefSeq, a predicted model, not a curated record